AUGGAGUCCAACCUGCAGGGGACAUUCCUCCUGAACAACACACAGCUGGCCCAGUUCUCGGAAAUGAAGGCUCCCAUGUGCCAGUACUCGGUGCAGAACUCCUUCUACAAGCUCAGUCCUCCGGGACUCGGCCCCCAGCUGGCCGCUGGGACGCCCCACGGGAUCACUGACAUCCUGAGCAGGCCGGUAGCCACUCCAAACCCCAGCCUCCUCUCCGGCUACCCCCACGUGGCAGGCUUCGGUGGACUCGGCUCCCAGGGGGUCUACUAUGGCCCCCAAGUGGGGAGUUUUUCCAAGGCUGGGAAUGAGUACCCCACCCGGACCCGGAACUGCUGGGCGGACACAGGCCAGGACUGGCGAGGCGGCGCUCGGCCAUGCAGCAACGCCCCAGACCCCCUGAGUGACACCAUCCACAAGAAAAAGCACACUCGCCCUACCUUCACGGGCCACCAGAUCUUUGCUCUGGAGAAAACCUUUGAACAGACCAAGUACUUGGCUGGCCCGGAAAGGGCGAGGCUAGCAUACUCCCUGGGCAUGACGGAGUCCCAGGUCAAGGUGUGGUUCCAGAACCGCCGUACCAAGUGGAGGAAGAAGAGCGCCUUGGAGCCCUCGUCCUCCACGCCCCGGGCCCCGGGCGGGGCGGGCGGGGACCGCGCGGCCUCGGAGAACGAGGACGAUGAGUACAACAAGCCGCUGGACCCGGACUCGGACGACGAGAAGAUCCGCCUGCUGUUGCGCAAGCACCGGGCCGCCUUCUCGGUGCUCAGCCUGGGCGCGCACAGCGUCUGA
Molecule: messenger RNA, 789 nt
Organism: Peromyscus eremicus (cactus mouse)
Lineage: Eukaryota; Metazoa; Chordata; Mammalia; Rodentia; Cricetidae
Gene: Nkx6-3
Product: NK6 homeobox 3
Exons: 3
Coding region: 1-789 (262 amino acids)
Biological process (GO): cell differentiation; regulation of transcription by RNA polymerase II
Cellular component (GO): nucleus
Molecular function (GO): DNA-binding transcription factor activity, RNA polymerase II-specific; RNA polymerase II cis-regulatory region sequence-specific DNA binding
Source: RefSeq, a predicted model, not a curated record